This is a messenger RNA of Silurus meridionalis, 2580 nucleotides long. It is a transcript of the gene golga5, whose product is annotated as golgin A5. Gene Ontology annotation, biological process: Golgi organization; retrograde transport, vesicle recycling within Golgi. The record is from RefSeq and is a predicted model, not a curated record. Gene Ontology annotation, cellular component: Golgi cisterna; Golgi membrane. NCBI's taxonomy places the organism in Eukaryota, Metazoa, Chordata, Actinopteri, Siluriformes, Siluridae.
AUCCCACGAUGUCUUGGUUGGUUGAUUUAGCUGGCCGAGCUGAGGAUUUCCUGAACAAAGUGGACCAGGGAGCUGCCACCGCCCUGGUUAAACACUCAAGCCACAGUUCUUCCUGGCAGCGUUCGACUCCAGAGCCGGAAUUAACACCGUACGAAUCCCGUCACAUCUUCACUGGCCAGGAGACGCACGGUUUAAUCUCUGCUGCUGCCGGGAACAUUAAGAAAUCCAAAGCCACCGUGUUAGCAGGCACAGCUAAUGUGUCCAGCAAAAGUUCUCUGGGUUCAGCUGUUAGCAAAAGCAGCAGUGGCAGUGCGGUCAAAGCCUCGUCCAACUUUGUGAGACCCAAGCGAGCUGAAGUGGACGAUGAUCUGCUGUUUGACUUUCUGAACAGCUCAGAUCCGCCUCAGAGCGACAGGAAGGAGGUGAGGAAAGACACAGCGGUCCGGGCUCCUGCAGUGGCUGAAGGGAUGUUACUGGGGCAAGCGACUGUCCCAUCUGCCCCGGCUACUCCCCCUUCUACACAGGCUCUGUCCCGGACCUCCAGCCUUGGCUCCCUCACUGCCAGCACACACAGCGCCAAGACUGAGAAUGAUUCCGCUCGAGACGGAAGCCAAGUUGACACCCUGGAAAGCUCAGAUUCAGGCCUGGCAGCAGCAGAAGCAGCACCAGAUGUUCAGGUCAUGGUGGAGUCGAGCUCAACUCAGGAGGAACAGCUUAGUCAGGUGGUGUCUGGUCUGCGUUUGGAGAACCAGCUCCCGAACGAAGUGUCCUCGCUUAACCAGGAGAUGGCGUCGCUCAUCCAGAGAACCAAGGACACACAGGAGGAGCUGAACCAGUCCCGAUCUCGAUCUGAGAAGUGGAACACGGAGCAGAUUCGCUCAGACCGUAUGGGCAGGGAGCUGAGGGCGCAGGUUGAUGAUCUCACGCAGGCCCUGACAGCUAAGGACGCUCAGCUGGCUGUGCUCAGGGUGCGACUGGACGAGGCGGAUCAGUUACUGAAGGCCAGAAGCUCGGCAUUGGAAGAGGCUCAGAGCGAGAGGACCAGGAUUCUGCAGGACCACAGUGAGGGGAGCAGUUUGCACUCUCAGGCAUUACACACUGUGCAGGAGAGACUCCGAGAGGCUGAGGCAACUCUGACUCGAGAGCAGGACAGCUACAGACAGAUGCAGAGCGAGUUUGCGACGCGGCUUUCGAGGACAGAAGAGGAGCGGCAGACCUUGGCCGAGUCGUUGACGAGUGCCGAGCGCAGAGUGGCAGAGGAAAGACAAAAAGCAGAGGAGCUCCAGCAGCAGGCAAAAACCGCUCGAGCCGCAGCCGAUUACGCCAAACAGGAGCUGCAAGACUACAAAAACAAAGCCUCACGUAUCCUCCAGUCCAAAGAAAAGCUGAUCAGCAGUCUGAAGGAGGGCUCGGCUUUGGAGGCGCUGGACAUCGGAGGAGCGGGCGAAGUGGAGCUUGAGGAGUUACGGCACGAGAAGGAGAUCCAGAAGGAGGAGAUUCAGAAACUUCAAGCUCAGAUCCAGAGCCUCCGUUCUGAAAUACAGGAGCUGGAGAACCAGGCUGUGGUUGAGGCUGAGAGCUGGAGAGAGCAGCAGCUGGAGCUACAGGAGCAAAACUUACAACAGAGCCGACAGAAGCAAGAGGUGGAAGCUGAACUGGAGCGCUGCAAACAGGAGCUGCAUUAUGUGGAGGACGAACACCAUCGCACUAAAAGCACGCUGCAGAGUCGCAUCAAAGACCGAGAGGAUGAGAUUCAGAAACUCAGGAACCAGCUGACCAAUAAGGCUCUGAGCAGCAGCAGCCAGGCGGAGCUCGAAGGUCGUCUGCAUCAGCUCACUGAAACCCUGAUCCAGAAACAGACCAUGCUGGAGGCACUUGGCACAGAGAAGAGUUCACUCGUCUUCCAGCUGGAGCGCCUCGAGCAGCAGCUGAAGAGCGUGCAGGGAGGCCAGAGCGGCGGCUCCCACAUCAACAUGACCGCCAUGGACGGAGCAGGCGCGAGGCAGAGAAACACACCGGUGCUGUUCGGCGAUCAGGACGGCUCCGAGACAGGCGUGUAUGGGAAAGUGCGCAAAGCAGCGAGCACCAUAGAUCGCUUCAGCAUCCGGUUGGGGAUCUUCCUCAGACGUUACCCCAUGGCCAGAGUCUUUGUAAUUGUUUAUAUGGCACUACUGCACCUCUGGGUGAUGAUCGUCCUGCUGACAUACACACCCGAGAUGCAUCCACAGUCUCAUCCUGAUGGCAGAUAGAAGAAUAUAUUAUGUAUAUCAAACCUUUAUCAGAUGAUCUACAUGUAUAGGAAUGAAAUUAUAUGAUCCGUCACGAGCCGGACAACAGCAAACGCGCAUUCUCUCUGAGCAUUUUAUUCUUCUCCAUUUCUUUCUUUUCUUCAUUUUUAAAUAAAUAAUCUGCAGUGUGGAGGCGAAAUUCUGUGAGGUAUUUAAUGACCGACUUCUAUUUAAUUUUUUCUCACAGAAAGUUUGCAUUUGAUUUUUACUCAUGGCUCUUUUUGGUACAACAUGUCUGUAAUUCUUCACUUUGUGUUCUUUUAAUAGACAUUAAAACACUAAAAAGAAAGAC